GCAGUCCUUCUGACACAAAUGUGGAUAAUAUUUGGUUUACUUAUAGCUCUGGGUUGGUAGCCGGUGAUGCAUUGGUGUAAAAUUGCAUUGCAUUUCCUUUGGGCUGGGGUGUGAGUCUGCAGCAACGAUCCUGGUGCCUUUGGUCUGCAGCAAAGCCGAGGUGUUUAAAGGGCAUCCCGGGACAGGGUCCAGCUGAUGCCCCGGAAGUGCUCUACUCGCUGUGUUCCACGUGUGUCUGUGCAGCGGCGGGGCCCGCAUGUUGCUGGCGGCGGCGGCGGCGGCCUGACUGACAGCUCCUCUCCCUCUCUCUCCCUCUCCACCGGCUCCAGCUCCAGCCCACAGUCCGCUAACACCAUGGGCGACCAGGCCCUGCAGCUGGCGGCCCUCCCCCUCGUCGCCAAGUUGAACGAGAGGAGCCGCAGCGAGCUGAGCAAGUACUUGGCCAAGCAGAUUUGGAACAAGCAGGAUCGACAGUAUAUACUCAAUGUCUUGGCUCAGCUGUUGCUGAUUAAGGAAUGCACACUGCUGAUCGGACGCCAUCUCAGGCCUCUGCUGUUGGAUCUUCUUGAACGCAACGUGAAUGCGAUCAAAGGGCCCGUGUUCAACCAUGACCUGCACGAGCGGUUAUGUGUAGCAAUGAGCAAGCUUAUUGAUAUCAGCCCUGAUGCCAUUUUGUAA
Messenger RNA from Amblyraja radiata (thorny skate), 678 nucleotides. RefSeq names its product midasin-like. The transcript is spliced from 2 exons. Bases 196 to 678 code for a protein of 160 amino acids. The record is from RefSeq and is a predicted model, not a curated record. Lineage: Eukaryota; Metazoa; Chordata; Chondrichthyes; Rajiformes; Rajidae.